Messenger RNA from Caenorhabditis sp. 36 PRJEB53466, 2547 nucleotides. NCBI's taxonomy places the organism in Eukaryota, Metazoa, Nematoda, Chromadorea, Rhabditida, Rhabditidae. The record is from the annotation of a GenBank genome assembly.
AUGAUGGACCUGCUGAAAUCGUGGGAAGAACUGCGAGUCUCGGAGACGAAUGCCACGAACGUUCUGCUUCCAGUAUGUAUCGUUUAUCCAUCUCUUUCUCUUUCUCCAUUUUCGCCAAUUUAUCAUCGACGCACAUUCGAUUAGACUGGUUUUUUGGGCCGCUACGAGUUUAGGCGACAGAGAACAGAACAGAUUCGUCAGCGUCUAACGUCUCUCGUUUCAGGUUGUGUACUACUCGAAAUCGUCGCUGUUAACGCUUUGCGAAAGCUACUCGAAUGUGGCCGAAAAGUGUGAACUGGGAAAGUGCCACGUGGCAAACCCGGUCGCCACCUUCGUCGCUCGACACUUUUCCUUUGUCUGCGCCUCCGAUGUGGCCGGGAAGUACUUUGCCAAUCAGAACUGUAUCGCUUCGGCGUUGAACGCAUCCAACUGCACAAGUCGAAUCAAUGGGGAUCCCAAGAUUGGCGGAGAUUGUAGGGGACCAAACACAUUUUCUAUCUGAUUUCAUCCGAUUUUGCAGUGUUUUGCCCGCAACUCGACGAAUUCGUCACUUGCGUCGAAGAGCCGCUGCGCACACUUUGUGGCAACGAGGCGUAUGCAUUAGUGAUGAAGACCGUCGAAAAGUAUGGAUGUCCUGCGAAGAUUGGUAUGUGACACUUGCAGUGAAAUGAAUAGUAUCGUUUUCCAGAAGUGGCCAGAGUCAAUGAGUUCCUGAGCAUCGGAGUAGAAGGCGUCACAGUUGUGGAGGACGUGGCAAAUGAAACUAUGACAAGUACGGAAGAGCGGAGAAUCGAAGUGAACAUGUUGGUGACGACGUCGUUGCAAAUCGACGAACAGACUACGACGCCAGUGGUGCUCAGGGAAGAGCUCAUUGUGAACAGUACUUCAGAGCCCGCGACCAUCAUUGAUGAGGUCAGAGAGAUUGAAAGUUCCGGAGAAGCACCAACACCAGAGCAGAGGGACGGAGCAGUGACAGUGGUCGAACAAGACCGAACGCCGAAAAGAAAGCGAUUCAACGCGGAGAACAUGACCGACUGCUUCACGAGUAUCGUCGGCGACUUUGGCCGUUUCCUCCACUCCUCCCCGACCGCCACCUUCGUCCGUUUCCCACUUUUCGGCAUCAAGCCAAUGGAACUCGAGGUGCUGUGCUCAAAGUUCGAAGAGGCGAGGCAGUGCGUGAGCAGCUUCUGCGUCGGCAACUGCAGACUUCCCGCCAUCAAAAGCUUCGUGGAUUCGCAACUGAAAGAAGCUUGCACACUUCGAGAUUUACCGGACUUCGAGCUGGAAUUCACCUGCCUUCAGAAUGUGCUCAAAGAGAAUACGGUGGGUUUCUACUCAUAGUUGGGACUUCGAAGAACCUCUUACUUCCAGGAAUGCGUCAGUUUUCUGAACUCUACAAAUCCGAACCGAUGUGAUGGACAUCCUCAGUUCAGAGACUGCAUAAUCGACCGAUUGAUCGGAGAGUGCUCGGAAGAAACGGUAAAGUUGAUGGACCGAAUGACGAACGGAUUCGGGUGCAGAAUGCUCAUUGAGCAGGAAGAGCCGGAAGCAGAAUCCAGUGGGGACUUUCUCGAAGGAUCCGGAAGUGGGGAGAUUCCCAAACUUCUCGCAGAAGAUGCAGUCAAUCAAGGCAACUCAACCGACGAAGUGUUGCUCACAGAGGAAGCUCCAAGAGCGUGCGUGGGCGGCCGGAAGAACUCUGCCCUUUCGUGCCUCGCUCCGCUCCUCCGUCUAUGGACUGGAAUCAAGGAGAACCGCAAAGAAACCGAAGUGGUUAACACUUUCACUUUUCUCUCUUCAACUUUUCCUCUCUCCAGGUCGUCUUCCCCAUCUUUGAGUUCUCCAAAAUCGAGCUCUUGGAGCUGUGCGACGCGUUCGCCAACUACCGAAACUGCAUAAAGUACACCGAUUCGGAAGUGUGUCGGAGUGAGCCGGUGGUCAGUUGAGACGAAGUUUCAAUGAAAAUGAACAGAGUUUACAGAUAAAGUUCGCAGAAGAGCAUUUCGGGCAAGUGUGCACGAGUCAGCAGAUUGAGGCGUCGAUGCGGACGCACGACUGCAUAAACGCCAUCGGAUCACGGGAAAUGGCGGUGUGUCAGAAGUACUCGAAAGGAGAGACUCUUCCCGCAAAAGUUGGUUUUCUCUUCAUUCCGAAACGUAUUAUAAUUUUCUCCAAAACUAUCGAUACGCGCCUUUAAUGGGGUUAUUCAGGCUGUGAAAAAAUUAUUUUUUUCCGUUUUUUUUUCGUUUUUUUACGUCAAACAACCCAAUUCAGCGGUGUAAAAAUACAAAAAAACGGAAAACAAACAUACGCUGAACAGCCCCAUAAGUUUUAUUAAUGUGUUCCGCCAAAAAAUUUCAACUACCGUACUUUAAAGGCGCGUAACGCUCCCCAAACCAACUAUGCUUUUGCAAAACAAAAAUCGUUCAGAGAAAGUGCCCAAAAGUGCGUCGCUACACGAAAUGUCUUCGAAAAGUGGUUGCCACGUCGUGCGGCCACCUCAUGCUCGCCCAAUUCGACAUGAUCGUCCAUCGGUUCGGAUGCUGA